AUGCCACAUCACAACACAAAUAUGGUUCUUGUUCAACCUCAACUUGACUCACUAUACUACAUUCACCUAAGCGAUGGACGAAAUUCAGUCACAGUUACACCCAAGCUUGAUGGCACUAAUUAUGACGGUUGGAGUAGAUCUAUGAGAAGAGCUCUUGGUGCAAAGAACAAGCUUAUCAUGGUUGAUCAUACAAUACAUGUGACAAAUGAUGAUGAUGAUCUCAAUAGAUUAGCUUGGGAAUGUUGCGACCAUCUAGUACAUUCUUGGAUCAUAAGUUGUGUUUCUCAUUAUAUUGCUCAAAUGAUUUUAUAUCAUGAUAAUGUAAUUGAAGUAUGGGAUGACUUGAACGAAAAAAAUUAA
Messenger RNA from Lathyrus sativus (Indian pea), 360 nucleotides. NCBI's taxonomy places the organism in Eukaryota, Viridiplantae, Streptophyta, Magnoliopsida, Fabales, Fabaceae. The record is from the annotation of a GenBank genome assembly.